Molecule: messenger RNA, 2046 nt
Organism: Arachis stenosperma
Lineage: Eukaryota; Viridiplantae; Streptophyta; Magnoliopsida; Fabales; Fabaceae
Product: protein FAR1-RELATED SEQUENCE 5-like
Exons: 2
Coding region: 862-2046 (394 amino acids)
Source: RefSeq, a predicted model, not a curated record
UUUUCUGCAGUUGUUGUCGUUGCACUUGCUGCUUCACUGCUCAACAGACAUUAAACUUUGAAAAAGAACGGCACAAAAAGUUAGUAUUAACUAUUGAAUUUAGGGGAAGACUAGUGUACAGAUGUAAAUUGAGAAAAGCGUACAGAGAAUUUGUUUUUUGUGGCUGGAAGUGGACACGUGUGACGUUUAAUUUAUAACGGAGAAGGCUUUGAGGGUGUGAGAUUUGAUGUAAGCUCAGAAGGCUUACUAGUGGUGAGCCGAGUCGAAGAGGUAUGGAAUGAGGACUGGAUUUGAUGGUGGGUCAUUGUGGCUGUGGGCUUUGAAAAAAACACUUGCGGGUCAAUUUCCAAAAAAAAUAUUUCUGAGUUACGGGGGGAAAAGGAAAAAGUUGGCAGCACUAGGAUCGCAACGAAAGCCCUACCCACUUUGGCCGUAGCAAACGGGGCUCUCGCGUCUCCUUCCGUGAAUCUCGUUGCCGGCGUCAGUUGCGUAGGUCUGGGCGCCGUAGCACGGACGCAGCGGAGGUCUGAGGUGGUGUUGCAGCCGUGGUGUCCAGCGGGGGACGUGGGUGCGUGUGAUCUGAGGCCGAGGGGUAGGACGACUUCCUUGCGCGAGGUCCCGACGCUGAAGGAUGCAGUGAGCCGUACGUGCCGUCUGAUGCGGAGAUCCGGCCGCCGUUCCACGGAAAAGAAGGCUGUGGAAGGUCCAAGGAAACAAAACUCUGCCGCUGAAACAACGCAUUUCCUGUCAGAUCUCAGUUUUUAUCUGAAGAUUGUCACUUCUCCCCCGAUUUGGGUUCUCGCGGUUGGUGGACACUGAUACAGUUCAAAGUCAGGCUAGAACUGUGAACCGAUAAGUCCGAUGGAUUUCAAUGGGAUUUUUGGAGCUGAAUUGGAAGAGUCGGAUGACAACAGCUCCGAUGGAGACCGUGGCUGUUAUUAUGCGAGUGACGAAGAAGGGGACGAGGAUGAAGGUGACCCAACAGGAUGCAGAGAAGAUGAAAAUGGUAACCUCUCAGGUGGUGCCAGUCAUGCCGGGGAUGAUGGGAAAAGUCGUCCAGUUGUCGCAGAGGAUUUUAUGGGCAGAGAGUUUGUCGGGGAGGAGGAUGCCUAUCUUGCUUACAAGGAGUUUGCUAGAAUGAGGGGUUUCGGGGUCCGCAAGGGCGAUGUGGGGCGUGUCGACGGGGUUUUGGUCAGGAGAGACUUUUUCUGCCAUCGACAGGGCACAAGACAUGCUAAGCACUAUGAUCGUCCUGAGCGAGUUAGGGAGGAGAGGUUGGAGAGUCGAACCGACUGCAAGGCGAAGUUGAAGAUUUUCUAUGAUGUGCAACGCAGUGUGUGGAAGGUCAGGAGCAUCUUCGAUGAGCACAACCACGAGCUUGCUCCGGCCAUGUUUUCACACCUCGUACCUAGCCAUCGCUCGAUGAGUGAUGGUGACAAAGCACAAGUUGAUAGCAUGAAGCAAUUUGGUAUACCAACUGCGAAGAUAAUGGCUUACAUGGCUGGUCAAUCUGGAGGGUAUGGAAUGCUGCGAUUUACAAAGCGUGAUUUGUAUAAUUAUAUACAUGGUCAAAGGCUGGCCCGAAUCAGUGAUGGCGAUGCUGCAGCAACGAUCAGUUACUUGGAGGGCAAGGCGAAUGCCGACAUGACGACUGUAGCACAUUACACGCGAACUGCCGAUGAUCGGCUGGGGAGCCUUUUCUGGGUCGACGGUGAAAUGAUGACCGACUAUCAGUUAUUUGGUGAUGUUAUGGCCUUUGAUUCGACGUAUCGGUCUAAUAAGUACAAGAAACCGCUUGUAGUGUUCUCUGGGUCAAAUCACCAUAAACAGACAACCAUUUUUGGAUUUGCGCUCCUGGAGGAUGAGGAAGUUCGUACUUACCGGUGGCUGCUGUUAAAUCUUGUAGAUGUAAUGGGAGAGAACUCCGUGUGUUGUUGUCACGGAUGGGGACAAAGCGAUGCGCGCAGCCAUCGCGGAGGUGUUCCCGGCAGCAAGGCACCGGCUGUGUGGGUGGCACUUGGAGAAAAACUGUGUUCAACGGGUUAA